AUGGGUUCUAAACAAUGUCAAGUCUGCCACAAAGCUCAGUCCAAGUACAAAUGCCCUAAAUGCUAUUUACCUUAUUGCUCACUGGCCUGUUUCAAAAAACACAAAGAACUUCCAUGUGUCAAUCCAACACCUUCAGCACCGAAAACAACUGGUUUGGAAUUACCUGUAGAAAAGCCACCAGUUGUGGAUAAUACUGUUUUGGAAGCAGUUGUAGAAAAACCAUUAGUUGUUGAUAAAAGAGGCCAGGUGUUGGACCAAUUCCAAUUGGAGGCUAUAGCUUCUUCUAGUGAGAUUCGUGAUGCUUUGAAUGAUAAGGCCCUUCAAGAACUAGUUUGCCGUAUUGGUUGUUCCCCAAAUGCUGAGAAUGAACUUGAUAAAGCUAUGGCAGAUGAGGCAUUCCGCUUGUUCACUGACAAGAUUUUAUCAACUAUCAACCCCUAA
Molecule: messenger RNA, 441 nt
Organism: Lathyrus sativus (Indian pea)
Lineage: Eukaryota; Viridiplantae; Streptophyta; Magnoliopsida; Fabales; Fabaceae
Source: the annotation of a GenBank genome assembly